Molecule: messenger RNA, 6690 nt
Organism: Branchiostoma floridae (Florida lancelet)
Lineage: Eukaryota; Metazoa; Chordata; Leptocardii; Amphioxiformes; Branchiostomatidae
Product: fibrocystin-L-like
Exons: 16
Coding region: 404-5284 (1626 amino acids)
Source: RefSeq, a predicted model, not a curated record
AACUGUACAAGUCAAUCAAGCAGCCGUAAUCGGUAGCGGACUUGCCGGCAUCGAAUACACCGAAACCGAGGGAGAAUACAGUACUGAUGCCCCGUUGAUACAGGACACUGUCGUUGUAGCGACGAGGACGGCAUUUGAUAGCGAUGGUCCUUGCACGGAAGUUGGCAUUAGGACUCCUCAAUCAAACGAUGUAACAUUGUCGGAUGUCACGUUCGUUCACUUUGAUACUGAGGGCUGCGGGGCGCUUGGUGGUUGUUCCGGUUGUGAGUGGUAUCAGGCAGGAUCUGAUGUCAAAGUUGAAAGGUUAAAGUUUUACAACUCCCCCAACAGAGUUGCCUUUCGUUGGGAAAGCGAGUGUUGGUUUAAGGACUUAGAUCGAUCACUGAGUGGGAAGAAGCACGCCAUGGUCCUGCCCUGGAGUCCGAUUCUUCCCACGGAGAACUGUAAGGUUGUCCCUGCGUUCAGCAAGGGUUUGGUCAGCGGCGCCAUGUGCGACAAGUCGGUAGUAUUGCACCGCUGCGAUUUCUACAAAGUCAAACCCGGAUGGCUAAGCGGGGGCAACAUGUCGGUAUCCACAGACACGGCAACGCUAACUGUCCCGUUCGUGAAAAACGGACUCAGAUUUCAAAACGGCUGGGCGACCACGUUACCGAGUUGGCAAACUUACACCAUUGAAUUCCAGGCUGGCAGCCUACCUACCAACUUGAGCUACGAAGCUACUUUGCACAACUUUAAAGAUGGUGACUACCUAGUCAUUAAACAUGCUCUCGCAAGCCAGCCCGACAAGGUUUUGAUAAACAAGCGUCUCGCUGAGAGAAGUUACGAACCGCUGACCUACCAGAAGCACAAGAGCCUACAGUGGCAUCUAGAGAACAACACAUUCAGCUACUUGGUUAGUGGAAAGGGGAAGAAGACUCCGACCGACCUAUCCGUAUACGUAGAGAUUCACGACUGUAGCGAACCGACGUGUGGAGGAACGGUCUACAUCUCCAAGAGACCACGUGAUGCAGUCUUCUGGUCACAUGACUCCAGCUGGCGAAUAGGCGGCGGUGUAAGAAGCGGGCAGGACAAGGUACCACAAGAAGGCGACAAUGUUGAGAUUCAAGAAGGCCUGUGGAUGGUUGCGGAUGUUCCUCUUCCUCGACUAGGCAGCCUGCUCAUCCGGGGAACUUUGGAAGUACCAACCGAACAAAGUCACGUGAUCAACGUGACCUGCAUCGUCAUCAUUGGUGGUCGACUCGUCAUCGGUUUUGAGGAUGAAGUGGUCCCGAAUGGUCACACAGUAACCGUCGCUCUACACGGCGGCUGUUCGAUUGAGGAUGUCCUAUCUUCUAGGGCAAAAAGGACAACGGCGGAAAUUGAGAGUCUUGUUGGAAUAGCUGUUUAUGGGAAACUAGAACUGCACGGUUCUCCCCAUUCGGUCACGUGGACACAUCUUUCUUCAACGUUUGCCGCGGGUAACAACAAAAUCAGGGUACGAGAUGAGGUAGACUGGCGCCCUGGGGACGAGAUUGUGGUGACGUCGACAAGCUACGACCCACAUCACGCGGAGACAUUCACUAUCAGAAAAGUUGGGAAAGACCGGCGGACUCUGUACCUCGACACACCCCUACAGCACACACAUCUUGGCGAAACUCAGUCCAUUUCGGACGAUAGCGGAUCAUACACAAUGGCAGCCGAAGUUGGUUUGAUGUCCAGGAAUCUUCAAGUGAUUGCAAUGUCCACUGACAACAACCCGCCAGUCCAUCUUCACGUUGGUCAACUCACAGAGGGUAGCAGGUCACACAUAGGUUCAGCACGUAUCAGUGAUGUGGAGUUCGCGGGUCCAUCAGGAGGAGGGGGAAACCAGGGGUCAUUCACCAUGACCUUCACUGGGGAUUCCACCAAUGAACAACUUUCAACUUCCUACGCCAUCAACAGUAGCAUCCAUCACAUCCAAUAUGGCGGACUUCAUGCCACUGACUCUCCCGAUUUAGAGAUCAACAACAAUGUAUUCUAUUGGACUGUCGGGCCGACAGUUUUGAUAGAAGGCCGCACCGGUGUUAUAAGCAAAAACCUAGUAUGUCUAUCAGUGGUUCCAAAUAUUGAGGAAAGGAGUAAGAUCUGGUACGGUGCAAUAGACGUCAGAAAGGCAGAGGGUGUGACACUGACAGGCAACGCUGUCGCAGGUUCGGAGAGAAUCGCUUUCCAAACAAGCGGGAUCACUUGUGACAGCUUAGGCAGUGAUACAAUGGAGGGCAAUGUUGGUCAUUCAUCGCUUCACGGCUACCGCAUCUCAGCCGGCAACGGGAAACAGGGUUGUACCAAGAUCAGCGGAUUUAUGGGGUACAAGAAUUUAGAUUACGGGAUAAGCUUUCACACAGAGGCUAGCGUUGUAAUUGAUGACGUGACUCUUGUUGACAACGGUGUUGCAGUGUUGCCGAUGGUGUAUGGACCUUCCGCGCUGUCUCACGAACUUGUAAACAAAUUCAUCACCAUCCGAGAGUCUUUCCUGGUAGGAAGUAGUCCACUGUUCAACUGUGUGACAGACAGGUUGGUUACAGAAGUAGCGGAAGAAACCUCAGUGUUUCGGUCACCAAAGAGCCAAACCAAUGGGCGCGUAGGGAUCAUUUGGCCCUCUUUCACCUCAAGUUCCCCGGAUGUACCGGAAACUCCUUGGCACGUCUCUACGUCAUAUCCUGCUAUCAACGGUGUGCUGAACAUCAACAACGUGACAUUCGCAAAUUUCGGAUAUCGAUGUGCACAGAACAAUCUUGACGUAGCCAUCAUGACGAACCCCAGUAAUGCUGACGUCAUGCACCCCGUGGUGGCUGAGGGGGUCCGGAUGGUUGACGUAGAAAAGGACAGCCGCUUAUUUCUGCACAGGGAAAAUCAAAGGGUUCCAUGUGUGGAAAGCAGCUGUGGUGGUUCCAGCCUUCCCUUCAUCCGGGACAUGGACGGUGGCAUCACGGGACUGAGCGGAAAUCUGUCAACGGUCAUUCCCGAGGUGCACUAUGGGUGGAAUCAGCAUAAUGAUCAGUUUCUUCCUGAAGGCAUGAAAGACUUCUUGUCAGCUCAAAACCUUGGACUGCGUUCUGUGGCUCCGUUCAAAGGUAUUGUAAGGAAGCUUGGCAGUCAACCGAAUUGUUUCAAAAACGACGCCUGGCAGGCAUAUAACUGCACCGGAAUCGGCCACUCGAUGCUCGUCAUAGAAAGUCUGGACCCCGAUACGGAAACUCGUCGUGUAGGCCCCGUCGCCAUUUUGGAAAAUGGCUACCUCAACCUCGUUGAAGAACCCACGAAGCAUGCUACGGGUGACUGUGGCGCCUCUACCUGUACCAAGCGGAUAUCGAAUUUCUACACGAUUGUUGCGACAGGGCAUCCGGUCCAAGUGUUCUUUUCCGCUUCGAAUCCACAGAAUCUACGCUUGCAUUUACUGAACACGAAAGAAACUCAAGGUAUAUUGCUUCAGAUAUACUAUGACAGACUAGAAAGGCUGGACGUGUACGUUGAAGGCGAGUACAUGACACCAACUAACGGCAAACUGUCCGGUGGUCAGCUGUACAUCAAUACACAAGACGAAGCGAACACGUUCAUCCCAAAGCUGCCACCAAACAAGACGGGAGUCAACUACUUUGACAGGGAGAAUCAGGUGUUUUAUGUCGUGGUAACCGGGAGCCAGCCCGUGGAGGUAAGGACUGUUCCAACUGUUCUGCUCAUCAUGGAUGUACAGCUGGAGGUGGUUGCAGUCGGAGACGACGAAGUGCGACAGAAGUUUGCAGACCUGUUGGUGGUGGAUGUCUCUCGCGUGAGAAUCAUCAGUAAGACCGAGAGAAACUCCAGACGGCGGAAGCGUGACCUGUCCGGGGAGGUGGUGACGCUACAGGUGGAGGUCGCUGACCCUCCUCUACCAACGGUCGAAAGAUAUGACGUCAACGUAAUGGCAACUGCGCAGACUCCGUCUGAGACGACAGAAGAAUCCCAGGCUGAAGAGGUGUCCGUUACCUGGGAAGAGCUCCAGGCAGCAGCAGCGAGAGUCGUCAACAGUUACCAGAAGGGAACGAUAUCUGACGAACUCGGUUUGGAGGUGCUGACGCUUUCCAUAGCAGAUGUUAUUCCGCCUCCAGAGAAGAUUGUAUGGAACGCGACUACCAACACUACAAGUUCGUCCGAGAAUUUGGGAUCAUCAAUCAUCGUAAAGUACCCUGUUCCCGUCUCCAUGGAGAUUUAUCAAAGCCCACCGCAUGAUGUCACUGUUGGUAAACUUCUAGUUCAGCCGAUACUAGUUCUUCUUGAUAUCAACGGAUGGCAAGUCACAUCUGUCGGCCACACCUCCGCUCCGUGGACUGUCACUGCAACCGCAGAGGGCUACACCUUACCUCAAAACUCUCCACUUCAAGGAGGAGUUACCAUAUCUUUCAGAGAUGGUUGGGCAAACUAUACUGAUCUUCAGAUCACGAAACCUUCGAACGGAUUCCGAAUUGUUUUUGAGAUAAGCUACCCUCCUGGAGCGAGCCUCAGUCAGAGGACGGACAGGAUAUCGGUCGCGGAUGAGGAGGGAGAGACAGUUGACUGGAUGAUGUGGAUCAUAGGAGGAUCCUCGGGAGGAGGGUUUCUUCUCGUGGUCCUAUUGGUUAUAAUAAUCUGCGUGUGCAAGAAGAAAUCAGCUCGUCGUGUGGGCUCCGAAGUCGUCGUUGCCAACUGGAGGAAACGACCUCACGGCAAGGGCGUUAAGGGCAAGAAAUUCAUCGACGAGGAUACUCCAUCGUCUUCCAUGGUCGGCAUGACUAGAGACGACGGCAAUGAGGACAACAGAGUCGGUACUCCUAUCGCUAAGGUCCCGAUCGUCUAUGAAUUUCUGCCGCCGAAACCAAGUAGUCCAACAAGGCAGAGUUCGACAUCCCCAAAUACAGACAAAGUGACGCAAAAGGACAAACUGGCAUCCAAAGAUAUUAUCGACUAUGACGAGCAGUAUGAGUUCAUAGAGUUACCUAGGAAAAGUAGCAAAGCAGAAAUUCAACAUAUAAGUCCACCGGCGAACAAAACAUCACACAACCAGGCAGCAGAACAAUUACAGAGUGACACAAAUGAUGCUUCAACGUCGACUGUAACCAGAGAACCAUUUUCAUUGUUCAAGUCCUUGAAAAGAACGCACAGUCUGAAGCCAAGGUUGGGCUUUAGAAGGAAUACCAGGAGGUCCGCUAAAAAGGGAGGGCCAUGUGUGAAGACUCCUGCAGAGGAGAUAAUAGAAGAGGCGGGGGAGGGCGAUGUCGAGGUUGAUAACAGCGACCUACACUUUGUUUAAACUCAGAACUAUGCCAAAUCUUUUGACUGACAGACGAGGACAAUGAGGCACUGUAGUCAAGUUAGUUAAUCAUUUUAACAGUGCUUCAUACAAAAUGACAGGUAUAAGUUUUAAGGUAGUCGCAUAUCCAUUUUUAGGCUGUAGUGGUAUCCAAUGUGUCUCGGGCACGGUAUUCAAAGGCGAAGCCUAACCCACAUCAUCCACCGCCUUUUACCUCCCCAACUGAAGUCAGGUGCUCUGACAUUCAUCGUACGAUCGUCGCACAAUCACACACUGAGGGGGUCAUUCCUGUUAAAGUCGUACAAAAGUCAUAUAUCCCCAUACCAAAAUAAAAGUCUCAGAUCAUUGUUGGUUGUUGGUUCUGCUAUAGCCAGGUGGGGAUAAACUACGAUUUUAAAACCGCAAAAUGGCCUACGACGAAUUUAAGCACACAGCAAGAAUUUUUAGUUAUUUAGUCAAUAGCCUUUAGCAGAGAAACCCAACGAUCGUGGCGGAUCUAAUUAUAAGUUAAUUGUGUUGCAUGUACACUCGUAAUCUUUUUUUGUUCAAUGUUUUUUCACGUUCGUUUAGAAAUGAUAUCACAUGGUCUUUUGUUUGGUUAGACCUUUUAUUUCAACUGUCAAAUUACAUUUGACACAUACUUAUCAUUCAAAAGCACUACAAGUAUAGGGUUAAAAUCAUUUCAAAAUGAUAUAGCUACUAGUUAUAUGAGAACAUACAUUACAGCGCAAACAGAAAGAAACGGAAAUUAAUUGAUAUUAUGACACAAGCUUUGAAUGAUAUUUGGAAGCUUUUGCAUGGCCUGCUUUUGUUACUUACUCUUAACAUGCGUCAUAAUUAUACAUAGGCAUCAUGCAAAGUGACCAACAAUGAUUAGUCCAAGGCUUAUGUAGCUUACAGCUUAACUGUCACAAAACUAAAGGAGAAAACAAACUAUUAACGCAGAAUGAUUCUUCUAAGAUAUACCGGUUCUUUGUUCUAUUUUAAUUCGGUCACGAUGAUUGUGGACAUCAAAAAGGAUUUAAGCAAAGAUUAAUUUGAUUGAAAAUGAAGUUGCUCGACGAUGCUAUGUUACAAAGAACCCACAUACAUAAACACACGUCAUGAUCGCUUUGCUGGUUUGUCAGAAGACUUAAGCUAGAUAUCUAGUGCAAGCAAGUCCCACAUUUCGGUACUUAGAACAGUACGCACUAGAGGUGUACAGGUACAAAAUCGUUUUUUUUUUCUUGUAGGACCGGCCCAGAAAAAAACGGACCUGAAAGAAAUCGGUGGACCGUAUUUUGUACCGAUAGUAAUACCGAUAGUAAUUUUUAUCAUGUUUUGUACAAUCAAACUUGGUUAAGUUAACAGAGACAGUGUUGUUAACAAAUAAAGUCACCAAACAAAAUCCUUAGUAACGAAAUUGA